GCGGACUGCAAAAAGUAGAGAAGAAUUAAAGAGAGAGAGGGAGGGUGUGGGCCCCACAUCUCCCGCCUUUCCUAUAAAAACUAAAAAGCAUGUAACGUAUCACCCAACCAUCCCAAAACAAGCGCGCCUAUUCCUUUGUUUGCCUCACUCCAUUUCUCCUCCUUCCUUUUGAACUUUCCCUCUCACAAAUCACACAGAGAUUCAUGUGAACUUCCCUGUAACGCUGCUUCGAUCAACAAAAAAAAGUGUACGAGUAUCUACUUCCGGUGUGUGCUUCAAACUCUCUGGUGUUUUGCAUAAUGGAGAAGAAGGCUACCCUGGCAGCUGCGAUGGAUUGGAGACUGAAAAUCAAGAACGAAACUGGACAGAAAUUUGUCAAGUCUUUAUACGCAAAGUUGAAGGAACAGUGGUCUGCUUGCCGUCCUGAUGCCUAAAACAAAUUACUAACCUUGCGAUGGAACACGAGAAGAAGUUGUUUAAAAAUGCAAAUUCUGAGGAACAACAUAUUCCGCAGUCACUGUCACAGCCACACGAACGACUACAUGGACAAAAACUGAAAGUCAGACAGACGCAUCAACAAUAUGUUAUGCAUAAUCAAAGCUGUGUUAAACCACAGAAUAUACUAACUGCACCAUGUCGACCACAGGGUUUCCAGAGUCGAGCUUUUGGAAAUCAUAUGCCCCCAGAAAUGUUCACACAACAUCCAAAAGUUGUGAACUUGCAGCCAAAUGAGAAUUUGAGUGCCCAAGUAAAAGAGGAAGUGAUUGAUGAAGAUUUUAUUGGCUCAACAUUCUUACAUCAACACUAUUCUGCGAUUGAGCAGCAUAAGCAACACCAGUCGGUCGGAGCUUCUGCAGUUCCAAAUGGAAAUCCAAAUGCAGAAGAUUGGCAUGAUCUGGCAUUGUCUGAGGUGCAACGCCUCAGGACACACUUGCCUCUUUUGAAGAAGGCAUAUGUGAGGGCAUCUGAACAGUGUCUGCAGGUAGGACAAACAGAGAAGAUGGAGAAGUACGAGCACGAUAAGAAUAUACUGCAAAAAAUUAUCAACUUUUUGAAAUUGCCCGAGGACAGAAUCAUAUCUUACACCAAAGAGAGCUUUUAUCGAUGUGUGCAAACAAUUGAAGAAACUCUGAAAGUUCAUGAGAAAGGGAGUAUAAACAUCGCCAGUAAGAAGCAGCCCCUACAUGGGCAGCCAAGCCUUUGUCAAUCUCAUACAAACCCAACUCAGCAAACUGAUAGUUCUGAUAGUUCUUCUCCUAGAGCGCCACGAGAAAUAGGUUCCUUGAGGUCAGAAGCAGACUGGAUUCAGAAAUAUACUCCGCGGAAUAGGCAACAUUCAGAAAAAAUCGAGCAAGAAUUUAAGUCCUCGUGGAUAAAGCAGAAUCAGAAGUCAACAGAAAAUAUCCAGGCAAUUCGUAGAUCAGGAAUGUAUUUGGAGAAUCAUUUCAACUCGAAAUUCUUUCCUCAAACUCAUGAGGCUUCACGGCUUUCUCAGAUUGCAGAGCGAGCACUUCCCAAAAUUGCUUGCAAUUCAUUGUAUGGAAGAGCUUCUCCCACCUCUCCUUCAACAGAUGGGCUUGGAAAAAUUUCUUCAAAUGUUUCCUCCCUUUGGAGCCCAAUCUCUCAAUUCUCUCGAGGAUAUAGUUCUCUCAAGUUACUUAAUUCCAAAUCAGAAAUCGAAGUCCCAUCUCAUGAGAUCAGAAGCUAUAACACAAUGACCUGUCGGCUUGCAGAAACUACUCGUUUUGGAAACAAUGGACAAUUGUCAACAACAACUCAGCCUCAUAAUCGCUUGCUUAAAGCAGUUGAGUCAAUAUCAAAUGAAGCAUUAAGAGCAGCUAUACUAGAAAUAAGUUCAGUUACGAAUAUGGAAGACAGAAUCACAGAACCGUGGUUUUGCGAAAAGGAAACACAUUUAAGCCUGCAAGAUGGGGGCGGUUUCUCAAAGAAUAUGAAGCGAAAAAUGAAUGCAACAACCUUAAAUGACAUGCCAUCGCCUUGCAGUGAUAUUGUUGGGUCUGAACCAACAGUUACAUCAAUAAGCAAGAAGCUCAAGAAACUGUCUGAUAAUGCCCUAUUGGAAGAAAUGAGAAACAUAAACAGACAUUUCAUUGAAACGGUCUUAGAGUUAGAUACGGACGAGAAUGUCAAUAGGCGAUUGGCCAAUGCGGGUACCGUUCUUCGAUGUUCAUAUAGAGGUGCAACCGAAGGCAAGAAUUCAGUGUUCCAUUCUGAAAACAACACACUAAAGUUGCCAGUGCUUUCAGUGAAGCUGCUUGUGCCCCUGGAUUAUCCAGAAGAUUACCCUGUAUUCCUAAGCAAAUUGAACACAGACUGCGGUACUGAGGAUGGAGAAUUUAGAGACAUGUGGAGCAAAGCGACGUCCCUGCUAAGUGCAUUCCUCCGCACCUCUCCUGUCUACUUGUCUCUUGAAGAGUGUGCAAAGGCAUGGGAUGAAUGUGCUCGCGCUGUGGUAUGUGAUUAUGCACAACGUGCUGGCGGAGGAUGCUUCAGCUCUCGAUAUGGGAGUUGGGAGGACUGCGCCGCUACCUGACCUCCCUUUACUUUGAACAGAAUUCAGCUGAACAUACUAUUUUGAACAUAAUAUACCACUAGAUUCUAAGAUUCGCAUAUCAACACUAAACCAUUAUAUAAUAAUCCAUUGAU
This is a messenger RNA of Cucurbita maxima (winter squash), 2667 nucleotides long. RefSeq names its product protein kinase and PP2C-like domain-containing protein. The transcript is spliced from 12 exons. Gene Ontology annotation, biological process: protein phosphorylation. The record is from RefSeq and is a predicted model, not a curated record. NCBI's taxonomy places the organism in Eukaryota, Viridiplantae, Streptophyta, Magnoliopsida, Cucurbitales, Cucurbitaceae. The coding region runs from base 455 to 2554 and encodes 699 amino acids. Gene Ontology annotation, molecular function: transcription coactivator activity; protein kinase activity; ATP binding.